AUUUCGACUUCACCAUCGAGUACCUUACGAUCCAUUCGACCCACAUCAAUCAAAUCAACUCUUCAGCAAAACAUGGAUCGAUGGAGUCAAUCAACCUUAAAGACUACAAUCUGUUCUAUCCUGACUGUGGUCACAGUAGGACCUUUGAUCUAUUAUGCUCAUUGUGAAUUUCAUCGAAAACGUGAAAUUAAGAAUCGAAAAAGAAGAUUUGAAAUUGAUUUAAACCGUUUGAAAUCUAAUCAAACUAAACAUCAAAUUAAUGAAGAUGAUAAUAGACAAUCCCAUAAAGAUCAAUUAGAAGAAAUCGUCAAGACUCGUUAUGCUAGUCUUCAAAUCGGUGGUAGAUUUCAAAACCCAUUUGAAGAAUGGAGAGAACAAGGAGCUUGGGAAUGGGCAUUUUGGCAUUUAAUUUAUAAACCUUUAACGGGUCGAAGUCCAUUCUUUUUUAAUCAUGGGAUUCCAACCGGUUCGAAUGCUUCGAAUACUUUAUCCCAAACCUUACCACAAGAAACUCCAAAUUGGCAACAUUUGUUUUUUUCUAAACCUUUUACAUCUCACCUUGAUUCAUCUCAUCAUCAUGAAACAACAGAUGAUUUGUUAGGUAAGAGUUGGGAUCGAUUAUCUAAUGAGAUCGGUUCAUCCACCAAACCAUCAUCCGAUCAAUCUUCUAGCUCUUCUUCUCCAUCUCAAAGUCUUCGUCAAGAUCAACCGAUCAGAGUCUCUGAUCAAUUCUCCUUUACCUGGAUCGGACAAAGUACCUGUUAUGUUCAACUCGAAGGUUUAUGCAUCUUAACAGAUCCUACCUUUAGUAUUCGAACUAUGGAAUCUUUCAUGGCCCCUUCUCGUCUCCGAUCACCACCAUGCGAGUUGAAGGAUUUAUUAAGGAUCGAUGUGGUUCUUGUCAGCCAUUCGCACUAUGAUCACCUUGACAUCAAAGCGGUUCAAUACCUAGCCAAUUCUGUCCUUUGGAUCAUCCCUUUAGGUUUAGGAUCUUGGUUUCGUCAACAAGGAGUGACGAAUUUUCGAGAGAUGAAUUGGUGGGAUAAGACCCAGGUUGAGAUUCCUGGUUCAUCAGGUCGAAAGGUUACAGUCGUUGCAUGUCCAACCAUGCAUUGGUCAGCUCGUACACCACUAGAUACCAAUCAAUCUUUAUGGAAUUCGUUUGCAGUUCUAGGAGAUCAUAGUAAAUUCUUUCAUGUAGGAGAUACAGGAUAUUGUUCGAAUCUGUUUAAUCAGAUUGGAGAAUUAUAUGGACCGUUUGAUUUAGCAGCGAUUCCGAUUGGAUCUUAUGAACCUUUAUGGCAUUUAUCUUCACAACAUACCGAUCCGAUUGGAUCGGUUAAGAUCAUGUUGGAACUUCAAGCUAAGUUGGCCAUUGGAGUUCAUUGGGGUACUUGGAUGAUGUCGGAUGAAACUUAUGAUUCUCCUUUGAAAGAUCUUCAAAAGGCUAUUUCAUUGGUUUUAGGUGAUGAUCAUCAAGAUCAAUCUAGGUUUAAGACCGUUCCAAUGGGUAGAACAUUGGUAUUGAAAUCAAAUGAAUGAUUUUUAUGGCUUUUCAUCUUUUGGCUUUCACUGGAAGGUUUCAGUCCUUUUGACUUUUCAUCACUUUGUGUGAAAUUUGUGUUUUGUUUGUUUAUGUUUUGUUUGUUUGUUUGUGAAUAGAAGAGAUAGUAAAUAGGAAAGGAAUUGUAGAAGGAUCUGUUUGAUUUCAAGUUUUCUUUUUCUUCGCAUUAUCAUUGUGAUUCUUAUUAUCAUCAUUUUCUAUCACCAUCAAUCUUGGUGAUAAGGUAAAUGAAGGUCAUACUUUUGGAUCAUCAUGAUGUCUACUUUUAGUCUUACCAUCGGCAUGUACUUUCCUUGUUGUCAAUCAUGGAGUUCAGGUUAUGAGUAAUAAGUAAUGUCUGUAACAAAUCUAGUUGGAUCAAUUC
Melampsora larici-populina 98AG31 is the source of this 1928-nucleotide messenger RNA. RefSeq lists its product as uncharacterized. Gene Ontology annotation, biological process: N-acylphosphatidylethanolamine metabolic process; N-acylethanolamine metabolic process. Gene Ontology annotation, molecular function: N-acylphosphatidylethanolamine-specific phospholipase D activity. The record is from RefSeq and is a predicted model, not a curated record. Lineage: Eukaryota; Fungi; Basidiomycota; Pucciniomycetes; Pucciniales; Melampsoraceae. Gene Ontology annotation, cellular component: membrane-bounded organelle; cytoplasm. The coding region runs from base 73 to 1542 and encodes 489 amino acids. The transcript is spliced from 8 exons.